UCGGUUUCACUGAGCCAGUCUGCAAGCCAAGAGGUAAGCAUCUGAAUUAUGAUAGGUUUCUUAUAGGUUGUUAUCCAAGACCUUAGACUGAAGCUGACCAGUGUUUUUCAUGUACAGAAUGACUCCAGGAUCCACGUGCGCGUCGGUAGGAAGGAAUGGGGCAUUUAAAUCUAACUGGAGUUCAGCAUUAGAUCUCAAGUCUGGAUCCACAGACAUCACCAAAAGCCAGCAAAUCAAAUGCAACAGAGAAUUUGAGCUUGACAGCACAGAAUCGGCGACGAAGGAACGCUCAUCUACCGUCAACGAAGAGAACACAAGAAGUAAAAGAAUGAAGAAAAGGAUGCCAGUUAAAUCAGCUAGCAGACAACGUGGGAAUCGCAGAGUGAAGGCAAAUGACAGAGAAAGGCAUCGCAUGCAUAAGCUGAACUCCGCCCUGGAUACUCUCAGAAGCGUGCUUCCAACUUUUCCCGAUGACGCGAAACUGACUAAAAUUGAGACUUUGAGAUUCGCGCACAACUACAUUUGGGCAUUGUCGGAAACACUGAGACUUGCAGACCACGUCCGACAAACUUCAAAUCACGAUCGGGAUCAGGAGAACCUCACUGUGCAAAAUAUUUGCUUGGAUACGCGUUUUAGCGCGUGUAGCGCACGCGCGUCCAAAUGGCACUCCACAAACUCAUCCUCAAAUUGGCAAGAAACUGAAGGCUACUACGCUGACAUGUUACUAGAGGGAUUUAACUGCAAUUUUCGGGACAAUCUGACAUUUAAUCUGAUCUGCGAGUAGCAAAGCUUGUCCCUUGCUGUAAAGACCACGAGAAUGACUUAAGUGUAGAAAUUUUAUUUCCAUUUACGCCUUAUGAAAAACGUCAUGAUUUAAUCCCUUAAAUUAUUCAAAUUAUUUAUUAUACGUUACCAGUCAUUUUUAUACGCAA
Messenger RNA from Carassius carassius (crucian carp), 932 nucleotides. It is a transcript of the gene neurog3, whose product is annotated as neurogenin 3. Gene Ontology annotation, molecular function: protein dimerization activity. Lineage: Eukaryota; Metazoa; Chordata; Actinopteri; Cypriniformes; Cyprinidae. The record is from RefSeq and is a predicted model, not a curated record. The coding region runs from base 110 to 784 and encodes 224 amino acids. The transcript has a single exon.